AUGGCUACUCGAUGCGGAGCAUGCAAGCUCAUUAGGAGAAAAUGCAAGGACGACUGUGUAUUUGCACCAUUCUUCCCCUCAGAUCAAAUUGACAAGUUUUCAUGCCUUCACAGCGUUUUUGGAUCACGCUACGUCAGUAAAUGUCUGACCAAGCUACCCUUUAACCAGAGAGAAGCCGAGGUUAACUCUCUUGUCUUCCAAGCCAAAGCUAGAAGGGAAGACCCGGUUUAUGGUUCCGCCGGUUUAAUCUCACGACAACAACAACAGCUCCUACAGCUUCAACAAGAGGUGGAUUUUCUCAUGAAACGACUCCAACCGCCGCAGUUACCACAAAUGCAACUCCAGCAGCCGCAGUUACCACAAAUGCAACUCCAGCAGCCGCACUUCUCACAAACGCAACUCCUCCAGCAGCUGCAGUUACCACAAAUGCAACUCCAGCAGCCGCACUUCUCACAAACGCAAUUCCUCCAGCAGCUACAGUUACCACAAAUGCAACUCCAGCAGCCGCACUUCCCACAAACGCAACUCCAGCAGCCGCACUUCCCACAAACGCAACUCCAGCAGCCGCACUUCCCACAAAGGCAACUCCAGCCGCAGUUACCACAAAUGCAACUCCAGCAGCUGCACUUCCCACAAACGCAACUCCAGCAGCAGCAUUUCCCACAAACGCAACUCCUCCAGCCGCACUUCCCACAAAGGAAGAGGAAGACAAGUAGGAGUACUAGGGCGGCGAAGAAGAAAAAGAAGGCAACCACAAACACAUCCGAUGAAGUCUUAUCACUUCCCUAUGAUUUGCUAGUGAUGAUCGUGGCACGCGUUCCAAUACUAUACUAUCGGAAUCUGUCACUAGUCUCCAAGAGCUUUCAAUCUAUGGUGGCUUCAACUGAACUUUACAGGGUCAGGUCAGACUUGGGCCUAACGGAGAGUUGUCUCUAUGUGUGCAUGAGGUUCGGGUUCAGUUCUCAUAAGUGGUACACCCUCUCCUCCAAGAGUAAGAGUAGUUCAAGUGGCCGCGGCAGUGGCUAUGUUUUGGGUAAAGUCUCAAUAAUGCCCCCCGGUGAUGGUGAUGAUUCUCCUUGUGCGGUGGGUUCUGGUAUUUCAGAUAUUGUGGCUGUUGGUUCUGAUAUCUACAACAUUGGGCAAGCUGCUGAUAAAACCGGGGUCUCGAUUCUUGAUUGCAAGACUCACAGGUGGCGUAAGGCUCCAAGCAUGCCAGUGGAGGUAGAGUCAAUUUCUGCCAGGGUCCUUGAUCAAAAGAUAUAUGUACUAGGACGACGCUACCAUAAUCAAGAUGGUUCCUGGAAGAGCUUGCUCCAGGUAUUCAACACAAGUACGCAAACUUGGGAUGAUAUCCCUUGGUGUGUAUUGGACCUAGCCAGACACACUUUUAAUAUUGACGGAAAUAUCCACGCGAUAGAUAUAUUUGGUAAGGUGUUUGCUUUCAAUUCAAAGCAAGGUAGAUGGGACCUAGUUGAACAAUAUCCACGUGUCUGUGAAAGUAUGUUUUCAGGUUCUUACUGCGAGAUAGACAAUGUUUUGUACUCUGUUUCUAAAGAAGGAGCUCUGAGAUGGUAUGACACCGACAAGACAAGGUGGAGAGAUUUGAAGGGUUUGGUAGGGCUACCUAAGUUGCCUAGUUAUGGUGCUUAUGUUAAAUUGACUGGUUAUGGUGGUGGAAAGAUGAUGCUUUUCUGGAAUAUAAAUUUUAAUAUUCACUUGUCUCAGGAGGAGACCAUAUAUUGUGCCGAGAUAGCUCUUGAAAGACGCAAUGGAGAUUGUUGGGGCAAACUUGAGUGGUAUGAUGGUGUGCAUUCAGUCCUUGCGGGAACUGAGAUUGUUAAGGUUCUUUCUGUAACGCUUUGA
This is a messenger RNA of Eruca vesicaria subsp. sativa (arugula), 1863 nucleotides long. The record is from the annotation of a GenBank genome assembly. NCBI's taxonomy places the organism in Eukaryota, Viridiplantae, Streptophyta, Magnoliopsida, Brassicales, Brassicaceae.